Messenger RNA from Lytechinus variegatus (green sea urchin), 4347 nucleotides. Its product is annotated as transmembrane channel-like protein 7. Bases 262 to 3021 code for a protein of 919 amino acids. The transcript has 19 exons. Gene Ontology annotation, molecular function: mechanosensitive monoatomic ion channel activity. Lineage: Eukaryota; Metazoa; Echinodermata; Echinoidea; Temnopleuroida; Toxopneustidae. Gene Ontology annotation, cellular component: plasma membrane. The record is from RefSeq and is a predicted model, not a curated record.
AAAGUCGCCAGAAAGUUAUCCGGAAGUCGUCGAAUCAGGCUGAGGGUUUCGGUGACUUCAAGAAACUUUUUUGAAGGUGGUUUUAUUCUUUCCACAAACGUUUGUUUUGUAUUGACCAUGAUCCAUAUUGUGCUGUAAGGAAAAAGAUGAAGUAGAAGCGGAACAUCUUCGUGACUCAACAUGCGAUGUGCCACAACACACACCCUACAGUCUUUAGUUCUUUGAGUUAAUACACCAACAGCAGAAGAUAGGGAGAUUGCAAUGUCUUCUGCAUCGAGACGAAGGCAGCCGCGUGGCCAGGUGGGCGUGGAGAAUGACAGUGAGUAUGUCAAUGUGGAGCUUGGCUAUGCUGGAGCCUCGGGGUAUAGCGGCGGUCCACAGGGGACGUCUAGCCGCUAUGAGAACAUGGAGCCCAGCCCGGAUCUGAGAUACGGGGCCCGUGGUGUAGACAACCUGGCCUACGGCUCACCCAUGGGUACACCCCGUACUGGCUAUAAGGGAGAGGACAUUCAACUUAAUACAAUCAAUCCUGCAUUCAGCGGGUCGGGCCAGACCCCCCUGAUGGGGCGAUCCCGGAGUCCCUCCGUAGCUUCCAGCGUGUCCUAUCAGUCCAGCAACGAUGAUGCAGACGAGAUACACGAGAGAGAGAUCAUUGCUGCAAGCCUCAGCGAUCCAAACAGUGUCAUAGAUAUGCUUCCAAGUAGGCAAUUAGGCCACACGCUUCACAGAGCCAAAUCCCACCACUCCUCCCACCACAGCAAGUCGAUGCGGAAGAGGAGCCGCUCUCGAUCGGCGUCGCUCCGGCGUUCGCGAUCCACCACCAGACGGAACUAUGAGAACGUCAACCUGGAGAACAUGGUGGACGACAUCCUCUCCGAUCCCGUCCUGGUCGAAGGGACGUCGAGGGGCACCCUUAGGAGACGCAACACCAUCCGUCAGAUCUCGGGGACAAUCGAUACAAGACGUCGAGUCAGAGAGCAAGUGAACAGAAGAUCAAGUAGAACAAGGAAAGAGAAAUCCCCUGGUUUAUGUACAGCAUGGUUCUAUGAAGUAGCCUAUAAAUGGGAAUCCUUCCUGGAGAGCCUCUCCGAUUUCACCUACUCCUUGGAGCUGUGGCGCAGCUCCAUCAAGAAGAUCGAAGGCAACUUUGGCAGCGGCGUCACCUCCUACUUCCUCCUCCUGAAAUGGCUACUUCUUCUCAACAUCCCCGUCUUCCUGCUGACAUUUGGCUUUGUGACGACGCCUCAGCUGAUCUACGAGCCCAGCGCCCGGUAUCCACACUCAGAAAACUUCUCUGGAUGGGACCUGUUGACGGGAGGAGGUUGGUUCAAGGAUACUGAACUGUAUUGCGGGUACUACACUAACGAGACGUUCACUGUAGAUAACAAGAACUAUUACAGCAUGCCGCUGGCCUACCUGAUUACUAAUAUCCUCAUCUUCAUACUGGUUCUCAUCGUUAUCACUCAGGGAAUGUCCAAGGCGUAUAGGCAGUACUUUGUGACCGGUGAUCGUCAUUACAACUUCUUUACUGCCAAGGUUUUCUGUGGAUGGGACUACAGCAUUACCUCCGAGUCCACAUCAGGGCUGAAGAACAAGAGCAUCUAUCUGGAAUUAGCUGAAGCGCUGACAACACACCACAGCUCUGACAGCAUGAGCUGCUGUAGAAAAUUUGGUAUUUAUAUGCUACGUCUCACCAUCAACAUCAUCGUCUUGGCAAUUAUAGCAGGCGCCUCCUAUCUCGUACACUUCAUGUAUGAUAGCGUGGUAGCGGAGAUAGACUCUGGACUGACAGUGGUACGGGAACUGGCCAUCCCCCUUGUCAUCAGUGGUUAUAACCUGAUGCUGCCUUACAUGUUCAGUGUUCUCAGCUCAUUUGAGAAAUAUUCAAACCCAAGAAUGCAGCUUUAUGUUUCACUCUUCAGAACAUUUCUUAUGAAGGCUUCAGUGCUGUGUGUGUUGUGUUACUUCUGGCUCAAUCAAAUCAGCUGUACAGAGGAGUCAACGCAAAACUGUGUUGUGUAUCGGGGUAUAGUAUGUUGGGAAACCUUUAUUGGGACUGAAGUAUACAAGCUUGUCAUUGUAGAUUUCAUCCUCCAAAGUUUAGCCACCUUUGUCUUGGAGUUCAUCAGAAGGAUUGGUAAAGAUCAUUGUUGCCAAUCGUUUGCCUCUCCUGAGUUUGAUAUUGCUCGUAACACAAUGGAUCUUAUUCAGUCUCAAACAUAUACUUGGAUUGGCAUGUAUUUCUCACCUUUACUCAUGGUCAUCAAUAUCUUCAAACUCGUCCUCAUCUUUUAUGUCAAAAAGGUCAGUGUCUUAUACAACUGCAAGCCAUCUUUAAGACCUUGGAAAGCAGGACUAGCAAAGACAGUAUUCUUAGGGAUCCUGUUCCUCAUGUUCAUGAUAUGCCUGGGAGCAUUUGGAUACAGUGUCGUCCAGAUUGAACCUUCGGCUUCCUGUGGGCCGUUCCGAGGUAGGAACGCUACCUACGACGUGGUGAUAGAUCUCUUCGGUAAAUGGCAGCAAUCUGAUAGAGUCAUCACGACCGUGGUCAUCUUACUCACCAGCCCUGGUGUUCUCAUAGGAAUCAUACUCAUGAUCAUUUUGCUGGUGUAUUAUAGAAGAUCCGUAGCCAUGGGUUACAAGGAGACCGUCAAGAGGCUACAGCAUCAAAUCAAUCUGGAGGGAAAAGACAAACGCUUUUUACUUCGCAUGCUCCAAGAUGCGAUCAAGAAACGUAAUAAGAAGCUGGGCAUCACCAAUCCAAACGACAGUAUCCUGUUCAGCAACAACGGGCGAGCCAUCCGGUCCCCCUCCCCGUCGACGGCAUCGGCGCCUAACGGGCAACACCGCAGCCCACGGGCAGAUGGUAGGAGAAAGCAUAAACACCAUCACCAUCAUCCUCAUCAAAAGAGAGGGGGAGAGGUGUCCCCUUCAAGCCCCCAUCUGUCACCUCGCCUCUCACCUAGACCCUCCCCGCGCCCCUCACCAAGGAGCAGUAGGCAUAACAUGGGAGCCCAAUGAUAUCUGUCGCCGUAGCAAACAUCCUCAUAGUUUCUUUGUCUUUGUAGCAUCACAAUACUAAUGCCAUCACCACCGGAGAGAGGGAGCAUUGUCCCCUUCAAGCCUCCAUCUCUUACCGCACCUGUCACCUAGAUCCUCCCCGUGCCCCUCACCGACGAACAGCAGGCAUAACAUAAGAGCCCAAUGAUACCAGUCGCUGUAGCAAACAUCCUCUCAGUUUCUUGACUGCCAUACCAUCAUGGAGUCCAAUCCAAUCCAAUGCAAUCCUUCUGUUGCAAUGUUUUAAUGAUGAUGCAGUUUAUCAAGCUCUUUUAUCCAGUCUGCUUUGUUUUUGUCUCACCUGCAUAGCAACAUCAAAUCUUAAUUACAUAUUUGAAGCUCGAAUUCGGGCUAUUUAAAACUCAAAUUUGCCUGUGAAUAUGGACCAUUAUAAGGUUGAUGUCAGACAUAUUAAGCAGUUUUAUCUGAUAUUAUAGAAAGUUAUUUUAUAAUAUCGGGUUAAUAAUGACUACUUUCCAAGGCUCUCCUUUGUUCGUUCUUCAAAAAAAUUGUUCCGGUAUCCUGUCACAUUGAACUGAAAUUACUCUAAAUGCAGCUUGAAUUACAUGUAUAAACAUGUAUUCCUAUGGUGGACUUGAUUGAGUUUUAUCUUGUGAAACUGGUAGGCAAAUGAAGUUACAGCAAUCGGCUUGUUAACUCUUGUAUCUCUUCAUUACUGUGACAGAUAUUGCUGAGAACCUCAGAUUUGUAUCCCUGUGUAAUGUAAAAAAGCUGAAUUUAUUUGCACAGAAACUGAUGUGAUUUGCUUGAGGUAUGAAUAGUGUCUCCUUAUUAUAUAAGUAAUGUACAUAAUGUAAAGUUAUAAUGUUCAUUUUUAUUCUGAAUCAGUAACCUCACAAUGACAAGGUCACAUAGUGCUUGAUGUACUAUUAUUUUGAACUUCGUGUAAUUUACACUUAUUAUGCAAUACAUCUAUAAUUUAUUGUAAGACAGGUUCAAGGGUGUAGCCAACAGCGAGUGCAUAUGCUCAUGAUUUAAUUAUACACAACUUUCCAGCCAUGCAUUUUUGGGUGUAGUUUUGUGCAUUAGGGUGCAUCAUGUUGUUCAUAUGGCAUUCUUUCAAACAAAAGGAUAUGGCAAGGAUUUUGAUGCACUUAGUAAGGAGCGCAUACUAGAUAUGCCUGAGAUUCGUAAUAGAAAGGAAAUGUGAUCUCUUCGAGUGUGUGAGCCUAGAAAAUGGUAUGGUAUUUAUUACAUCAUGCCCUGUUGUACAAAGAGUUACGAUUUAUCCGAUCAAUCGUAACUCUAUGGGAAUCCAUCAGUGUC